AUUUUUAUGUAAAAGUUACCUUAAUGUGUAAUUAAUAAUUAUAAUUAUGGCGUCAGGUUUAGAAAGCUACGUGAAUCACACGGUUUCUAUUAUUACUUCUGAUGGUAGGAACUUUAUUGGUACACUAAAGGGUUUUGAUCAAACCAUUAACAUAAUAUUGGAUGAAUCACAUGAACGUGUAUAUAGUACAACACAAGGUGUAGAACAAGUAGUAUUAGGUUUACAUAUCAUUAGAGGUGAUAAUGUGGCAAUUGUAGGAGAAUUGGAUGACGAGAUGGAUGCACGUUUAGAUCUAUCAGCUAUAAGAGCUGAUCCUUUAAGUUCGAUUGUACAUUAA
This is a messenger RNA of Habropoda laboriosa, 337 nucleotides long. RefSeq names its product U6 snRNA-associated Sm-like protein LSm8. The record is from RefSeq and is a predicted model, not a curated record. The transcript has 4 exons. Gene Ontology annotation, biological process: mRNA splicing, via spliceosome. Gene Ontology annotation, cellular component: precatalytic spliceosome; U4/U6 x U5 tri-snRNP complex; U6 snRNP. Lineage: Eukaryota; Metazoa; Arthropoda; Insecta; Hymenoptera; Apidae. Gene Ontology annotation, molecular function: RNA binding. The coding region runs from base 47 to 337 and encodes 96 amino acids.